GCCGUGGGGUGGUCCUAUCUUAUCGCAGUGAGGGGCCGCCGAUUCUCCCCGGUCAAAAAAACCAAGGCCAUUUCACUUUCUUCUCCAUUCACCUACAUAUACAACAACACAACAUAUCAACCAUCUUAGAAUAUAAAAUGACGAUCCCCCACCCUCCAAUUCCCAUCACUAUCAUCACGGGCUUCCUCGGGUCCGGCAAAACCACACUCCUGCUCAACCUGAUCCCGCAACUCCCACCAACCUACCGCCUCGCGCUCCUCAAAAACGAAUUCGGCGACGUCGCCAUCGACUCACAGCUGGCCACAACGCAAUCCAUCAGCGGCGUCCGCGAGCUUCUCAACGGCUGCAUCUGCUGUAAUCUCGUCGGCCAACUAGGCCCCGCCCUCCACCAAUUGCGCACCUCUAUCCAGCCCGACCGCAUAAUUAUCGAAACCAGCGGAAGCGCGUUCCCCGCGACUCUAGCGAUGGAAGUAAACCGUCUGGCACGGGAAGAAUAUCCCGGCGUGUUUGCGCUCGAUGGCGUGAUUAGUGUGAUUGAUGUCGAGAAUUGGGCGGGCUAUGAGGAUACGAGUUACACGGCCAAGAUGCAGGCCAAGUAUACGGAUAUGGUGGUGUUUAAUAAGUGGGAGCUGGUGGAUGAGAGACGCUUUGAUGUUUGUUUAGAUCGCCUGGCCGAUUUGGAGCUCGAUCCGCCGACGCCUUGGGUCAAGUCGGAUAGGGGGAGGGUGGAGAGAGACGUGUUGUUGGGGAUUGAUGGCGCGUUGAUGGCGAGGGGCGGAGAAGAGCUAUUACGAAGAGAGGUGCAGGGGGAGGGGCAUGGGCAUAGGCAUGAGCAUGAGCAUGAGCAUGAGCAUGAGCAUCAGUCAGAAGUAGAGGUUCUUUCUGUGACAUUGAAGGGUGAUGGCGCUGGAGCGGUGCUGGAUGUCCACGCAUUCGCGCAUCUGCUGCACUCAGCCUCGAAGGAAGAGGUGUAUCGGAUCAAGGGCAUAGUGCGCUGUGCGCCGGCGACAGCGCCGCAAGGAUCAGAUCCGGCGCUGCCUACGACGGCGGGCACGGGUGUGUACAUUCUGAAUUGGGCGUUUGGGCGCUGGACGUUCACGCCGGCGUCCGUAGAGGAGGGCGAGGCUGCACGGUUGACAUUUAUUUUGGCGCGGUAUGAGUCGGGGAAGUGGAAGAAGAGGCUGGAGGCUGGAGGGCUGGUGAAGACGGUUGAGGGGGGUGAGUUGGUUGUACAAAAGCUGCUAUGAUGAUACCCAUGGAUACAUAUGUAGAGUGAUAGAGUAAUAGAAAUGAUAGCGAUAGACAUCGGAAUUGAGGAUAUGCACAUGUAUAUGUAUAUUUUGUUCAAUGCUAUUUACAGAUUAUUG
Talaromyces proteolyticus is the source of this 1367-nucleotide messenger RNA. RefSeq names its product CobW domain protein. Lineage: Eukaryota; Fungi; Ascomycota; Eurotiomycetes; Eurotiales; Trichocomaceae. Gene Ontology annotation, cellular component: cytoplasm. The record is from RefSeq and is a predicted model, not a curated record. The coding region runs from base 138 to 1247 and encodes 369 amino acids. The transcript has a single exon.